This is a messenger RNA of Notodromas monacha, 2199 nucleotides long. Lineage: Eukaryota; Metazoa; Arthropoda; Ostracoda; Podocopida; Cyprididae. The record is from the annotation of a GenBank genome assembly.
AACCAUUCACCUAGUCCUCCGCCGCCACCGCCGCCUAUUAUGGACGAAGAAGGCAACGACACUUCGAUAACCGGGCUCGUGGACCGCGUGUUGUCUCCUCUGACGAACCAUGCGCAGGAAACUCGAAACAGUAUCAUCAACAACGAUGAACACCGAUCCCGAGCCGGCAGUUGGCAAAACAACGUUGUCAGGGCGAAUGGAAAUGUGGGAUACGGAGAGUUGAACGGCGAUCUGGAAGUGCCUGACCAUCAAGAAGGACGGAAAAAGAGAAUGACGAGCAAAACGUACUUCAUCGUCAAAGAACUUCUCAUGACGGAAAGAACAUACAGAAAGGACUUGGAGGUUAUAGAAGUGUGGUUGAGAGAUGAACUGAUGUCGAACGACGACGAAACGCUGGAUGACGGGAUACCGCGACACGUGUUGGAUAGCCUCUUCGAAAUCCACGAGCCCAUCUUCGACUUUCAUUCCUUAUUGCUGAAGGACAUUGAGGAACGAUUCAGGACGUGGGACUCAACUUCCGGACGACAUCCUCAUCACCACAACCACACCAGAUUAGCGUCAUCGGGUGGCUCAAGAAUCGGCGAUGUGUUCCACAAUUCAAUGCACAAGAUGACGCCGCUUUACGUCAACUAUCUUAAUGGACAUCGUGACGUGAUGGAAGGCUUGGAGUAUGCUCUCAAGGACUCGAUUACGUUCGAUCAAAUCAUCAGAGACUUCGAAGCUACGGAAGUUUGCUAUUUGCCGCUUUUUACUUUCGUCUUGAAGCCGUUGCAUCGGUUGACGCAUUAUCAAGCUUUGUUGAGGAGACUCGUGGAUCAUUACCCUAUCGACCAUCCGGACUUGACUAGUUGCAAAGCAGCUUUAACUCUAAUGACGGACUUGGUAGCACGGGUUGGCGAGGUUUUGCCAACAUCUGAUAAUUACGCAAAGUUGGUUGAGCUCCAGCGGGAAUUGAAAGGAUUCGACGCGCUCAUACAACCUGAAAGGCACUUCAUUCGCGAAGGCUCGCUUCAAAAGUUGUCUCGGAAGGGCUAUCAACAACGGAUGUUUUUCUUGUUUUCCGACGUGUUGCUGUACGCGGCACGGGUAACCCAGCCGAGACUCCAUUUCAAGAUCCACGGAGUGAUCCCGUUGCGGGACGUGAUGGUGGAGGAGGCGGACAGACGGUCGACGGCGUCCCACUCGUUCACCAUUUACGCCAACAAUAGAGCGCUUCUCGUGGCUGCGAGCACGGCGGAUGAAAAGCGGAAUUGGCUGCAGGACUUUUCCCGUGCCAUUGCAGACGCGCGAGAAAAGCCGGAAACGUCGCUGCAGUAUUUGUCUCUCAAGUCUGCCAGUUCGAGUGAGGAUGUGGGCGGCGGCGACGCGAACAAUGCCGGGGAUCGAGGAAAUGGCGCCCCUGCGGUCAAUCAGCGCAGCAACACGAGUGUUCACGUUUGCUGGCAUAGGAAUACUAGUGUUUCGUCUCUAGAUCUUCGACUAGCUGCUAAUAGUCAGCUGAGUGGAUAUUUGCUCCGGAAAUUCAAAAGCUCUUCAGGUUGGCAAAAGUUGUGGGUGGUGUUCACGAAUUUCUGUCUGUUCUUUUACAAAACGGACGAGGAUCCGUUCCCGUUGGCUUCCCUGCCAUUGCUUAGUUACAGAGUAACAACUCCGUCCCCGCAAGAUGAGAUUGCCAAGGAACAUGUUUUCAAGCUUCAGUUCAAAAAUCAUGUGUACUUCUUUCGUGCGGAAAGCGAGUAUACUUUUAAUAGGUGGAUGGACGUGAUUGGAAAUGCAACGAACCGGAAUUUCGACGUAACUUCGGAACUUUUACGUAGUUCUCCGAUGUAGAGAAAUUUUAUUUCCUGGGGGCGAGAGGAACAGGCGUGUUUUAAUUCCCUGACCGGGCAUGUGUCGGUUGCCGCUGACCGAGUUUACUUGAAAUUUUCAGCUAAUUUGACGGACUGAAUUUGGGUCGCUUAUAUUUUUCUGAAGCUUAAACUUGCCCGUGAUUGCCGGCGAUUCGACUAUUUAUGUUCAGCGAAACGGGGAUCGUGACGUUUUGAUCAAUUUGCUGCUAAUGAGAGUGCGACGGCUAUUUCGAAAGGAUGUAUCCAGAAGCUUACUAUUGCUUUCAGAUAGUGUGUUAAUUUUGGUAUUGUUAUCGUUAUUGUACAAAAAUGGGUUGCAGAGAAAAAUACCAAGAGAUUCAGGAAAGUC